AUGCCACGACAGGAGGAGGAGAAGGAAAAAGGAAACAACAGUCCGCAGCAGACCACAAACGGCGAGGAGGAUGAUGAUAAAGUUGCCCAGAAGUUGCAGGAGGUGAGUUCUAACGACGAGGAGCCAGCGGCGGUGGCGGCGGCGGUACACAAUGCCUGUUGUCAACAGGGGAUCGCGGUGAGCACUUUGAUUAAUUGCAUUUCGGCUUGCCCUUCUGAAGCCGUGUUUGCCGGACGGCCGCGUGCCAGCACGGACUUGCAAGGCAGCAGCAGCCGCUGGUAG
This is a messenger RNA of Dibothriocephalus latus, 282 nucleotides long. NCBI's taxonomy places the organism in Eukaryota, Metazoa, Platyhelminthes, Cestoda, Diphyllobothriidea, Diphyllobothriidae. The record is from the annotation of a GenBank genome assembly.